AUGAUUUUUUUUCGUUUAGGAGCCUUUUCAACAACAUUAAAAAAAAACAUAUGCGACGACAAGCAAUUACUGAAAUUUUCUAGUGUAACAUGUUUUCGUUUUGAUAGUGAAUUUCCAAAUACUAUGUUUGUAAAACAUCUGUUUAAUGAAGAAUUCCGUUCAAUUAAUAUAGGUAAAAGGGGACAAAGGUCAUUCCAAAACAUUAUGCAAUUGCAACUGGAACCUAAAUAUGAGGAAUCCAUACAGAUAAAUGGUAAAAAACUGUCCAAUUUAGUGCAACUAUUGCCUUAUAUACCUCCUGUAUAUCAAUUUUUUUAUAAAAAUCUUAAAGGAUUUAAUAAUAUGGAUUUGGCGGAUAAUGCUGAUGAUAAUGAUAUGCUAGAACAUCUGGAUGUUGAUGACAAUGAGAUAGAUUAG
Molecule: messenger RNA, 417 nt
Organism: Psylliodes chrysocephalus
Lineage: Eukaryota; Metazoa; Arthropoda; Insecta; Coleoptera; Chrysomelidae
Source: the annotation of a GenBank genome assembly